Melitaea cinxia (Glanville fritillary) is the source of this 1071-nucleotide messenger RNA. RefSeq lists its product as uncharacterized. The record is from RefSeq and is a predicted model, not a curated record. The coding region runs from base 1 to 1008 and encodes 335 amino acids. The transcript has 6 exons. Lineage: Eukaryota; Metazoa; Arthropoda; Insecta; Lepidoptera; Nymphalidae.
AUGGAAGAUUUACCAGAGUUUAAAGCGGUUGUAAGCUUUUUGGAGAGCUAUGACGUCGACAUCGAAUAUUUCAUAGAAUCUAUUAAUGACUUUCUCGGCAAUUUAGAUAGAGUUCAAAGAAGAAUUCUACGUAAUCCUCUAAAGCAGUUAAGUGGCCGCGAUCCAUCAGCCUUUAUUCGAGAUCGUAUGGAAUUAUUCCCCAAAGAGAAAAUGACUGCUUUGUACGAAAAGAAACUAGCUGAAGAUGAGGGAUUCCAGUACGCAAUGGAAAGCUUCUUUUCCGUGGAAUGGAAUGAGAUAUACAUCGCUAUCUGGCAGAAUAACGCUUUCCUGAACGAAGUUUCAAGCCUAAAGGAAAACGGAAUCGACGUUGCAUUGAUGUUAUUUAUGAAGUUCGCAAUUACUUUCCUCGCUCUGGUAGCCCUCAGCUACGCAGCUCCUCAACCAAGGAAGCUGUUCCACGAACAUUUUGAAGACUUCACCGAUGUCAUCGUGGAAGAAGUUGGUCAAGAACUUAACGAAUUAAUGGAACAGUACUUGCAGUUCGACGAAUUCCUAGUUUCACUUAACUACCUCGUUACUCCUAAUUUCAGAAACUUGGUAUAUGAAAUGGAAGAUUUACCAGAAUUUAAAGCCGUGGUAGAGUUCUUGGAAGGUCAUGAGAUUGACAUUCAAUUCUUUAUUGAUACUGUCAACACUUUCGUUGAUGGUGUUGCAAGGAGAAGUCUACGCCAGUCGGUCAGUGGCCGUGAUUUUACCGCAUUUAUGCAAGACAGUAUCGCUAUAUUCCCCAAUGAAAAACUGGUUGCUCUGUAUGAUGAGAAAGUGGCAGAAGAUGAGGCAUUCAGACUAGCUAUGGAGAGCUUCUACAGCGACGAAUGGAACGAGAUAUACAACGCUCUCUGGGAAAAUGAAACGUUCCUAAAUGAAGUUGCGACCCUUAAGGAAAAUGGAAUUGACGUUGAAGUUCUUUUACUUGAAGCCAGAGCCGUAUUAGGACUUCAAUAAGAAAGCCAAGAUUCACGUUUUCACGUGUUUCAUAAAAAGAAAUAUAUUUGUAUUCAUUAUUUU